Xenia sp. Carnegie-2017 is the source of this 2483-nucleotide messenger RNA. Its product is annotated as chromatin assembly factor 1 subunit B-like. Lineage: Eukaryota; Metazoa; Cnidaria; Anthozoa; Malacalcyonacea; Xeniidae. The record is from RefSeq and is a predicted model, not a curated record. Gene Ontology annotation, molecular function: protein binding. The coding region runs from base 63 to 2300 and encodes 745 amino acids. Gene Ontology annotation, biological process: DNA replication-dependent chromatin assembly; nucleosome assembly. Gene Ontology annotation, cellular component: CAF-1 complex; nucleus. The transcript is spliced from 12 exons.
UUGUUCACGAGAUUGUUGACAUUGUGCAGGUGGAUGCACUUUUGUGAAAUCAUUUUUAGAAAAUGCGUCUUGCGACUCACGAGAUUUCAUGGCAUGGAAAGUUUCGUGUACUCAGUGUAGAUUUUGCGUCGAACGACAAAUUAGUGCGUUUGGCCACUAGUGGAGAUGAUUCGAAUAUCCGGAUCUGGUCGGUUCUUUCUCAUAAUGAGACCGAUUCAAAGGUGGAGUUCUUAUCUAAUCUCUCUCGUCACACAAAGGCUGUAAACAUUGUAAGAUUUGCACCUGAAGGGAACAUACUUGCAUCUGGAGGAGAUGAUUGCUAUGUCAUCCUUUGGAUGCUAAGUGAGAAAGAAUCAGAGCUGUGCAACAACAGCAUGAACAAUGAAGACAUGGAUAACAAAGAAUUCUGGCGUGCUACGAAAAUCCUUCGGGGUCAUAUAGAAGAUGUGUUGGACAUAGCCUGGUCUCCGAAUGCCUCUCAAUUGAUUUCUGGCUCUGUUGAUAACAGUGUCAUAAUAUGGGACGUCAUCAAAGGAGAAAAAAUGCGAAUGUUGACCGAUCAUCGUCAGUACGUGCAGGGAGUAUGUUGGGAUCCCUGUGGAUCUUAUAUAGCCUCGUGUUCCAGCGAUCGAACUUGUCGCAUAUACAGCACGUCGAACUAUCGGCGAUGUUACACUAUCAGUCAAGUAAAUUUACCAAAUAACUCUCAAGAUGGCACCCAGACGACGAGGCAAAUGAAAAUAUUCCACGAUGAAACGAUUCUUCAAUCUUUCUUCCGUCGACUGACGUUUUCGCCCGAAGGAUCGCUCCUAUUUGUACCAGCUGGACGGUUCGAGGCGAAUGAAAAAGUUGUGAAUGCUACUUAUGUCUUUACGAAGGCAUCUUUGAACAAGCCUGUCAUGUAUUUUCCCGCGUUGAAGAAGCCGACGAUUGCCGUUCGAUGUUGUCCAACGCUUUUCCAGCUGAGAAAUUCAGAAGGUAAAGGCGAAAAAAACGGCGUGAAAACAGUUUUUAAGUUACCCUAUCGUAUUGUGAUUGCUGUGGCGUCUUUGGACAGCGUUGCUCUUUACGACACUCAGCGGUUGCUGCCAUUUGCAUUUCUUACCAACAUGCAUUAUGAAAAUCUAACGGACAUUGCAUGGUCGAACAGCGGUAAAUUUUUGGCCAUAUCGUCGAGCGAUGGUUACUGUUCGUUGGUAACUUUCCACGAGAAAGAGCUGGGAGAACCUUACUUGAAGACGGCAAGAGAAACGAUCGAGAAUGCUAAAGUUUUGGCGGGAAAUGCUCCAGUUGGUAAGAACAUACCUCAUGCACAAACGUCAAAGACGUCAGCGUUAACCAGAGAGGAGAACGUAGUUUCGCCAAAGAUUGAAAAAGUGUCCAUUAAGAACUUUAUGACUGUCAAGCCCUCACGGAUGAAAAACAACUGUGCUGGCGAUGAUUUUAGUUCUGUUUGUGAAAAGAAUGAGGAAAAUGUUAGACAAGAAGCGGGGCGAACAGCACCACUAUCCGGUAAUGGUAGUUUAAAUAUGAUAAAGCCGAUUCAUAACCUUUCGUGUAAGAAGGACGAAGCGGUUUCAACGCUUGUCACAAAGCCUUUGCAAGACACAAGCCCUACCACACAUUGUUCAACAACUGCAAGAAAACGACCUCGCAGAGUGAACUUUGUCACUUUGCAGCCUUCUCCGGCGCUAAAGGAAAUGUCUACAGAGGUAUGGCCCGUAUCAACAAAAACGGAAAGUACAGAAGAUCUCACCGGUGAUUCUCGUGUAGAGCAUAUGAAUAUCGAAAUGACAAACGUUGAUCCGAAAACGACCGAGAAUAACUGUGAAAACGUCUCUUUGACAACCACCAAUUUAUCAGCGGAGGAGACCAAAAUGGACGGCAUAUGCUCAACUUCUCUUCUAACACCGCAGCCUGUGACAAUAAAGACUGUUGGGAAUUCAGAUGAACAACAUCACAGUCAAGACUCGAAACCGUCAACAUCAAUUCAAACGACAAUAAGCCCGGAGCGUCCAUCUCCAAUACAACCCAAACCUCGUCGUGUUAGUUUUAUUACUUUGAAAUCUACGCCAAAUUCAUCUCCACCCAACAACCAAAAUGUCAAUGGUCAUCCCUUUACCUCUUCUCCGAUGCCUCACUGUAAUUGUGCUGAUGUAAAUGACGUCAGCAAAGAGACGACUCCACCUCAGGUUGUAGCGACGGUCGACGAAAGUUCCACUUUCAAAGAAAGGAAUUAUUCAAGUAGACCUGGCAAACACCCAGUGCCUUUGGAACCAGAAGUGAUUAUUUUGAAUUAGUCAAUGGACAAGAAUUAUGUACAUGUAAACUUUGUUUGAUAGAGAACCACUAUUGUUGCUUAGGAUGUUUUUGUUUUCUGAAAUGAUAUAGUUUUGUACAAGGUACAGCAGUGAUAGUUUUUACUUUUCGAGAUUUAUUUAUUAUUCUGCGUUUAAUAAUAUACUUUGAGAUGUUUUUCUCAA